Molecule: messenger RNA, 1379 nt
Organism: Octopus bimaculoides (California two-spot octopus)
Lineage: Eukaryota; Metazoa; Mollusca; Cephalopoda; Octopoda; Octopodidae
Product: filamin-A
Biological process (GO): actin cytoskeleton organization
Molecular function (GO): actin filament binding
Source: RefSeq, a predicted model, not a curated record
CAACGAAAAGAACGACUUCGAGCGACUCUCGGAGUUUCUUCAGUUCAACAUUAACUAAACUUCUUUUAUUUGAAUUCGUUCUGAGAAGAAGAAGAAAAAAAAACAACAACAACAACAACAUCGAAGGAUCAAACCUGGUGCUUUACCGUCGUCAGAUAUUCGGUGACACUUUUAAAGAGACACAUCGAGGGAUCGAUUCCGGUUGGCUACUGUUUAUACUAGGUCUUCGUUAAAGACGUUCUGACGUUUAACCGAAAACUGGUGUUUCAUUCAUUACUCGUUACAUACAGCUAUAUGCGGUAUUUACCGUGGCAUACAAUAGGGAUCAGUGUACAAGGAUCUAAUCAGCCUCAUGGCACCAUCCAGAUAAAUAAGGACCUUUUAUCUGGAGUCGGGUUUACUUAUUUUAUAACAAAAGGUCAAGAACUUGGAAGUAAGACAGAAGCGUAAACUCCGAGGCAGUGACCAGACCAAACUAAUCCACAAUGUUCUCAUCAUCACAAUCAUCACAUUAUGUCAAAUCGAGCAAAGUGAUUUCCUAUGAAACGCAGAAGGUGAAUCGGGCCCGAAGUCAUGUGACCACCAGUCACGUGGACUUGUCUAGAAACUACAAUGACCAACUGGCUGAUCGAAUGUUCUACAGUACAACGGCGAUCGAUAGCAAUGGAUUGGUCGACUCAUCAUCCACUCGGUAUUCUGGUUCCUCCAGUUUCGUCCCCUAUAACAACACCCGCCAUUCCAGCAGCAAUACGUCUUCUGAAGGAAGCAUCAGAGAAUUUGUUAUCAACCCUGACCCUUUGGACCAAGAAGGGACCUAUUCGGUUGGAAUCAUCUUUGAUCGCACUGUGAACGACUACAUCAAAGACAAGAGCUGUGUCACAGUGGAAGCCAGGUCGCCGUCUGGUCGGUUGAUAACCUUCAGCGGAGAGACCAACUACACGGCGAGGUUCGAUGCUUCUGAAAUCGGGAGAUGGAGCGUGAAAAUAUUGUACAAUGGCCAUUGUGUGGAGAGCGGUGAUAUUUACGUGUGUGACCCUUGUAAAGUCCGUGUGAAAGGACCAACUCACGGCACUGUGGGUGAAAUGGUCAGAUACAGAGUGAACUCGUUGGAAGCUGGACCUGGAGAUAUAAACAUCGAAGUGUUUCUCGGGGAGAAGAAAAUAGCAGCUGACGUAGAGCGUAUGAAGAAACAAGUUGUGAAGGCAGAUUUUAUACCCCGGGUGCCCGGCACAUAUCGAGUCAAGGUGAAAUAUAAUGGGGUGGAAAUCAAAGAUAUCACUCAAGUCACUUCCCCCAAGCCGGUCAUUCAUAAAGCUGUGUUCUUUAUGAAAAUUGACGAUGAUGAAUUUGGAGCGAAAAUUAGCCUUAAAUGUAAGUAG